Molecule: messenger RNA, 4356 nt
Organism: Suncus etruscus (white-toothed pygmy shrew)
Lineage: Eukaryota; Metazoa; Chordata; Mammalia; Eulipotyphla; Soricidae
Gene: EHMT1
Product: euchromatic histone lysine methyltransferase 1
Exons: 27
Coding region: 17-3865 (1282 amino acids)
Cellular component (GO): nucleus
Molecular function (GO): p53 binding; histone H3K9 methyltransferase activity; zinc ion binding
Source: RefSeq, a predicted model, not a curated record
GCUACGGGCUCGGGCCAUGGCGGCCGCCGACGCCGAGGCAGUUCCGGCCAAGGGCGACCCUAAGCAGGAUUCCUGCCUGAAGACGGAGCUGAGGGAAGAAGGGCUCUCCAUGGCUGCAGAUGAGGGCUCUGCAGAGAAACAGGGCCCAGAGGCACCCCCCGCCACUGACGGGGAAGUGAACGGGUCCUGUGAACAGGAUGAUGCCAGCACUCACCCCAGUGCCAUGAGGCACACUCAGGAAAGCACAAAGGCCAGCCCACAGGAAGGCACCAAGAAGCCUGCCCGCAUCAUCGAAAAUGGCCUCUUGGAGCGAGAGCCUGAGGCAGGCAGGCCCCCUCACUUAUGUGCCGACGACCUCACACAGACUUCUGCCCUGGGCAGCAAUGGGCUCGCCCUGAGUGAGCCGCUCCCAAGGGUCACCAGCACCCUGACUUCUUCCCUGCCUGGCCAUGCUGCCAAAACCCUGCCAGGUGGACCCGGCAAGGGGAGGACUCCCAAUGUGUGUUCUCAGACACCAGCCACCGCACCAGCCAAGCUUGGGGAAGAGGACAGGAAGGCCCCUACCCUGGGAGCUGACGUGAAGGUUCACAGGGCACGGAAGACCAUGCCGAAGCCCAUCCUGGGUCUGCACACAGCCAACAAGGACCCCAGGGAGGCGCGUGAGCACGAGGACUCCCGAGAGGAGGCCAGCACAGCCCUUUCUGACUUCGGGCGGCAGCAGCUCUUACCCCCCUUCCCUCCCCUUCAUCAGUCGCUACCUCAAAACCAAUGCUACAUGGCCACCACAAAGUCACAGACAGCUUGCUUGCCUUUUGUUUUAGCAGCUGCAGUAUCUCGGAAGAAAAAACGAAGAAUGGGAACUUAUAGCCUGGUUCCUAAGAAAAAGACCAAAGUAUUAAAGCAGAGGACGGUGAUAGAGAUGUUUCAGAGUAUAACUCAUUCCGCUCUGGGCUCGAAGGGGGAGAAGGCCCUGGGUCUGGGUGACGGCGGUCUCCACCUGAACGGGGAGAGCUUGGAUAUCGACUCUGAGGAGGACGACUCGGAUGAGCUGGAUGAAGACGAGGACCAAGGAGUGGAGCAGGCAGCUGCCUUCCCCAUGGAGGACAGCAGGACUUCCAAGGAGAGUAUGUCUGAGAUUGACCAUGGCCCAAAGAUGGACGGCGAGUCUGAAGAGGAGCAGGAGUCGGCCGGCACCGGGGAGGAGGAGGAGGAGGAGGAGGAGGAUGGAGACGAGUCCGAUUUGAGUUCAGAGUCUAGUAUCAAGAAGAAGCUCCUCAAGAGGAGAGGAAAGCCUGACAGCCCCUGGAUCAAGCCCACCAGAAAAAGGAGACGGAGAAGUAAAAAGAAGCCAAGUGGCAUACCAGGUUCUGAAGCGCACACCUCAUCUUCAUGCAGUGCAGAGCAGGAAGCACCGGGAGAUAGCUCGGGCUACAUGGAGGUGUCGCUGGACUCCCUGGACUUGCAUGUCAAAGGGACUCUGUCUUCACAAACAGAAGGGCUGGCCAAUGGCCCUGACUCUGUGACCGACGGCCUCCAGGAAGUGCCCCUGUGCAGCUGCCGCAUGGAAACCCCGAAAAGCCGAGAGAUCACUACCCUGGCUAACAACCAGUGCAUGGCCACGGAGAGCGUGGACCACGAGCUGGGCCGGUGCACCAACAGUGUGGUCAAGCAUGAGCUGAUGCGGCCAUCCAGCAAGGCACCCCUGCUGGUGCUGUGUGAAGACCACCGGGGCCGCAUGGUCAAGCAUCAGUGUUGUCCCGGCUGCGGCUACUUCUGCACAGCGGGCAAUUUCAUGGAGUGUCAGCCUGAGAGCAGCACCUCUCACCGCUUCCACAAAGACUGUGCCUCUCGGGGCAACAAUGCCAGCUACUGUCCCCACUGCGGGGAGGACACCGCCAAGGCCAGAGAGGUGACGGUCGCAAAAGCAGACACCACCUCCACAGUGACACUGGUCCCUGGGCAGGACAAGAGGGCCCUGGGGGAAGGCAGAGCUGACACCACCACCAGCAGCACUGCUGGGCCCCUACUGGGUGAGGACGACAAGCCACAGAGCACAGCUGCCCAUGUGCCCGAGGGCGCUGACCCCAGUGCUGUGACUGGGCUGGCGAAGUCUGCCCCUGGGAAGGAGACGCUGGAGAGUGCACUCAUCGCAUUGGACUCGGAGAAACCCAAGAAGCUCCGCUUCCACCCAAAGCAGCUGUACUUCUCAGCCAGGCAAGGGGAACUGCAGAAGGUGCUGCUCAUGCUAGUGGAUGGCAUCGACCCCAACUUCAAAAUGGAGCAUCAGAACAAGCGCUCCCCGCUACAUGCCGCUGCGGAGGCCGGCCACGUGGACAUCUGCCACAUGCUCAUCCAGGCAGGCGCAAACAUUGACACGUGCUCGGAAGACCAGAGGACCCCACUGAUGGAAGCUGCUGAGAACAACCACCUGGAGGCUGUGAAGUACCUCAUCAAGGCUGGGGCCCUUGUGGACCCUAAGGAUGCCGAGGGCUCGACCUGUUUGCACUUGGCAGCCAAGAAAGGCCACUAUGAUGUGGUCCAGUACCUACUUUCCAAUGGACAGAUGGACAUCAAUUGUCAGGACGAUGGCGGCUGGACGCCCAUGAUCUGGGCCACCGAGUACAAGCAUGUGGAGCUGGUGAAGCUGCUGCUGGCUAAGGGCUCGGACAUCAAUAUCCGGGAUAAUGAAGAGAACAUCUGCUUGCAUUGGGCAGCUUUCUCGGGCUGUGUGGACAUAGCGGAGACACUGCUGGCCGCCCGGUGUGACCUCCACGCCGUGAACAUCCAUGGAGACUCGCCCCUGCACAUCGCUGCCAGGGAGGACCGCUAUGCCUGUGUUGUCCUCUUUCUUUCUCGGGAUUCAGAUGUCACCUUAAAGAACAAAGAAGGGGAGACACCCCUACAGUGCGCCAGCCUCCACUCUCCGGUGUGGGAUGCGCUGCAGAUGAGCCAGGCACUUCGCGACGCUUCUCCAGACAGACCUGUUCCCACAGAAAAGACCGUGAGCAGGGACAUUGCCCGGGGCUAUGAGCGCAUCCCCAUUCCCUGUGUGAACGCCGUUGACAACGAGCCGUGCCCCAGCAACUAUAAGUAUGUGUCUCAGAACUGUGUGACUUCCCCUAUGAGCAUCGACAGGAACAUCACCCACCUGCAGUACUGCGUGUGCGUGGACGACUGUUCUUCCAGCAACUGCAUGUGUGGCCAACUCAGCAUGCGCUGCUGGUAUGACAAGGAUGGCCGGCUGCUGCCCGAGUUCAACAUGGCGGAGCCGCCACUGCUGUUCGAGUGCAACCACGCCUGCUCCUGCUGGCGCACAUGCCGGAACCGCGUGGUGCAGAAUGGGCUCAGGGCCAGACUGCAGCUGUACCGGACACAGAACAUGGGCUGGGGGGUCCGGCCCCUGCAGGACAUCCCGCUGGGCACCUUCGUCUGCGAGUAUGUUGGAGAGCUCAUCUCGGACUCGGAGGCUGAUGUCCGGGAUGAGGACUCGUACCUCUUCGACCUUGACAACAAGGGCGGAGAGGCCUACUGCAUUGACGCCCGCUUCUAUGGCAACGUCAGCCGCUUCAUCAACCACCACUGUGAGCCCAACCUGGUGCCGGUGCGUGUGUUCAUGUCCCAUCAGGACCUGCGCUUUCCCCGAAUCGCCUUCUUUAGCACCCGCCUCAUUGAAGCAGGGGAGCAACUGGGGUUUGACUACGGGGAGCGCUUCUGGGAUAUCAAAGGCAAGUUGUUCAGCUGCCGGUGCGGCUCCCCCAAGUGCCGGCACUCCCGGGCAGCCCUGGCACAGCGGCAGGCCAGCUCGGCCCAGGGGCCCCAGGAGAACGGGCUGCCCGACACCAGCUCCUCUGCCGACCCUCUAUGAGAUGGAUGACGCAGCAGCGCCUGUGUUCACUGCACUUCAGAGAGGCGAGGGGGAGCACCCAGGCGGGCGGGCCCACAGAGGCAGCGGAACAGUCUAGAUUCUGCCCUGGCAUCAACUUGUGAGUUUUUGACGGUGGUUUUGUUUCCAAGUUUCUUGUUUCUCUGCGCUUCGUGCCCCCUCCCGUUACUGGGCGUCCACUCAGAUUUCUGCGGUCCCUGGAAGCCGCGGCCUGCAUUGGCUGCUCCCUUCCGGCCACCUGCCAGGGCGGAGAUGGGGCUUUGCCUUUGAAAGGACCCUUGUACCUAGUCCUUUCUAUCAGACCUGCCUCCUCACAAAGAGGAGUCAGCUGGAUGGGGACAGGCCCCAGCAGCAGCCCUGGCGCCGGUGGACUCGGUUCCUAGCCACAUGCUCUGAGAAGGGACGGACUGAUUUAUUUUCUACCAUUACUGACUCUUAGGACAAAUAAUAAACAACACAGACAAUGGUGCUGA